This is a messenger RNA of Esox lucius (northern pike), 3522 nucleotides long. RefSeq names its product MTSS I-BAR domain containing 2a (gene mtss1la). Bases 415 to 2859 code for a protein of 814 amino acids. NCBI's taxonomy places the organism in Eukaryota, Metazoa, Chordata, Actinopteri, Esociformes, Esocidae. The transcript has 15 exons. Gene Ontology annotation, molecular function: actin binding; phospholipid binding. The record is from RefSeq and is a predicted model, not a curated record. Gene Ontology annotation, cellular component: actin cytoskeleton; cytoplasmic side of plasma membrane. Gene Ontology annotation, biological process: cell projection assembly; plasma membrane organization.
UAGCCUACUAACAGAGCGCGCUCCCGCGUACAGAGCGGUAACCAACCAACUCUCGUGGUUCACUGAUAGUGGUUUCCCCAACGUUUGACCGUGACUCGCCGAAGAAGAUAGAGGUUGACACAAACUCACCCUGCUCAUCUCUUCGCAGUUUGUAGACCAGUGAUCGGAGGAUUUGGAAGGAUUUCGGCCCCUCCAUCACUCGCUUCCGAGCGGGGAGAACAACCACCAAGCGUCAAUAGACCGGUGCUAUAUAAGAACAGAUUUCUUUUUGUCUGCCCUCUAGCUGGGGAUAUUGCGUCCUCCUCGUAUGUCUUGUAUGGAAGAACGGACAAUAAUCUCGUGAUUUCUAAUGUGCGUAAAUUUUGCGUUUUUGGACAUUUCAUUUCUCGCGUUCAGUCUUCAUUAAGGCCGUCUAUGAUAAUGGAGUCGGUGGAAAAGGAGUGCGGAGCGUUAGGUGGAUUAUUUCAAGCUAUCGUCAACGACAUGAAGAGCUCAUAUCCAGUGUGGGAAGACUUUAGUGCAAAAGCCACUAAGCUUCACUCCCAGCUCAGGACCACAAUCCUAGCAGCAGUGGCGUUUCUAGAUGCCUUCCAGAAGGUCGCAGACAUGGCAACCAACUCAAGAGGUGCCACCAGAGACAUUGGUUCAGCUCUGACCAGGAUUUGCAUGAGACACCGCAGUAUAGAAACAAAACUACGGCACUUUACAAAUGCUCUUAUGGAAAGCCUUGUCACUCCACUCCAGGACAGGAUUGAGGAAUGGAAGAAGACUGCUAACCUGUUGGACAAAGACCAUGCCAAAGAAUACAAGCGUUCUCGCCAGGAGAUCAAGAGGAAAUCCUCAGACACCAUGAAGCUUCAAAAGAAAGCCAGGAAAGAGCUUCUAGGCCGGGGUAAUCUGCGUCCGCAGCUGGACAGUGCCAUGCAGGACGUCAGUGACCUCUACCUGCUGAUGGGAGAGACGGAGAAGCAGGCGGUGCGCCGAGCCCUCUUGGAGGAGAGGGGGCGCUAUUGCUCUUUCAUCAACCUGCUGCAGCCUGUGGUGAAGGGAGAGAUAGCCAUGCUGGGAGAGGUCACUCACCUGCAGGCCAUUGUUGAUGACCUCACUAUGCUUACUGAAGAUCCUCACAAAUUGCCCCCAGCUAGUGAGCAGGUGAUCCGGGACCUGAAGGGUUCAGACUACAGCUGGUCUUACCAGACUCCCCCGUCCUCCCCCAGCAGCGCCGGCUCCAGGAAGAGCAGCGUGUGCAGUAACCUCCAGACGCCCGGCGCCCACCGCCUCAGUAGUGUCUCCUCCCACGACUCGGGCUUCAUCUCUCAGGAUGCCAACACCCAGUCCAAGCCGCCCUCGCCCAUGCCCUCUGACAUCACCAGCCAGAAGUCCAGCAGUUCAGCCUCAUCUGAAGCAUCGGAAACCUGCCAGUCUGUCAGCGAAUGCAGCUCUCCCACUGCGUUCGGCUCAUGCUCAUCCUUCGGUACAUUCCGCCAUGCUCUCUCACACACUGGUUCCGUCAGGCCUCUCUCUGUCAUACUUCCUGGGUCCCCCACAUUUAACCACUACUCUGGAUCCAACACCACCCCACCCUCAUCAAAGGUUCCUAGUUGGAAGGAUUGGUCCAAAACAAGCACAUACGAGCCCUCUUUGGCUGCCACACUGCAGCGAAGGAGGGAGUCACUGGACAGGAUGCGGGGGCAGGAAGUCCCGCCCAGUCCUAAUGGAUUCUCUGGGAUGGAUGCACCUGACACGCCCAGGUCCAGACUGGCCCGGGCUAACAUUGCAGCCAAGCACGGAGGCGAGGCCAUGUCCCCAGCUGCCAGUACACUGGCCAUGGUGCUAACCCGAGGUCUCACUAUGGAGCAGCAGAUGAACAGCAGGGAAUCUCUGCAGUACUCCAGUGGCUACAACACUCAGAGCAACACUCCCUCCUGCUCAGAGGACACCAUCCCCUCACAGGGUUCUGAUUAUGAGUGCUACUCUCUGAACGGGGACGUUGACAACAGCAGGGAGACUGACUUUGACAAGUCCUCCACGGUACCCCGCCACAGCAACAUCGCCCAGAACUACCGGCGUAUGAUCCAGACCAAGAGGCCGGCCAGCACUGCCGGGCUUCCCGCCGGCGCCAGCCCCCCCGGGGGCACGUAUAGAGCAAGUGGCGGGGCUGGUCGUGACGGGGGACACAACGGCGUUCGUGGAGCCAUAACCUCCGGAACGGCGACUAUACGCCGAACCCCCUCAUCCAAAUCAGGGGUGAGACGCACACCGUCCACCACGGGGCCCCUCCCCAUCCGCCCGCCCAUCGUCCCAGUCAAGACCCCCACCGUCCCAGACUCUCCGGGCUAUUCCGCUGCAUGCCCCCCCAGCCCCAACCAACAGCCCGUCGGCAGCCAAGGCUACCUGUACGGAGAAGAGUCUCCGCCCGGUGCCCUGGAGUACCUCAGGGCCUCCCCCAAGCGGCUGAGCCUGCCCGACACCACCACCUGGGGCUCCGGAGGGGGGCUGGACCGGGGCGCGUAUGCCCAGCAACCCCCCGGCAUGGCUGGCCUCGGCCAAGAGGAGGAUCCCCAGCUGGCUGCCAACCGCCACAGCCUGGUGGAGCAGAUUGGAGAGCUGGCCGCCAGUGCCCGUGCCCUGGGAGAGGGUCACUUCCCUUUCCCCACGCUGCGCUCCCUGCCGGUGAACCCAGCGGGGGUCAGCUCUUCGCCCCAACACCCGCCGUGUGCGUCCCCCGAGCCCCGGGGAGGGGUGGACAUGCUGGUGUCCAUACGGAGCGGCGUGAGGCUCCGCAAGGUGGUCUCCAACGACAGAUCGGCGCCCAGGAUACUGCAGGACAUUACAGCAGCGUCCAGGGCACCGCGGUAGUGACUCCACAGACCUCUGAACUGGGCUGACAGCGCCGUUGACACAUAAUGAGCGGACCCUCGCACACGAUACACGAUAGGAUGGAAGGGACAGUGUCCAUGUUAAUGGCCUUGGUUGGCCGGUUGGACUAAAGUCAGGAAUUUGAAUGAAUGGCUUACCAAAUCUGUUUUUCUGUAGUAUUCAAAUUUCCCAUGUUGUCUGUUCGUGGACUUAGUGGCUGUUUAUUCCUUCUGUCUCCUGGUGCAUCGCCCCUCGGCCUCCAGACUCUGGGAUCAAGGCCUGCCGUUCUGGCGUCUUUAAUGAGUCAUCAUAGUCCUGUUCCGAGAAGCUUUAGGAGCGCGGACCCAGGAGGUCCCUACACGGACCCAGGAGGUCCCUACACGGACCCAGGAGGUCCCUACACGGACCCAGGAGGUCCCUACAUGUGAACUCUGUAUCAAACUCUAUUAACACAGCCAGUCGGGAGGUCUGAAAGCUGAUGAGGUCAUGUCGGUCUGGGAUCCUGUCUGAAUACAUUGUUUUGUAUCACAAGCUGAACACCGAUUGUGUAUGUCACAUAUCAGAGAAAUGUCAAAAUCAUGUGAAAUGGGCGCAAUAUGGCAGUGUUUCUAUUGCUGUACUGUACUACCAAUAUAUUCUGCAAAUAAACCAACCUUUUCUGUG